AUGAGUUUUUAUACUGUUGUCGCUGUCUUUAUUGUGGUUGCAGCAUUAUCCGCAGGUUUCUGGGUCGUAGCACCUAAGAAGGACCAAACUGUCUGGAGAAGUACUGUCAUCUUAUCCCUUGCCAUGAUGUUUUUAAUGUGGGCUAUAACGUAUCUGUGUCAGCUACAUCCAUUAGUGGUACCUCGUCGCUCUGACCUAAGACCAGAGUUUGCCGAAUAG
Naumovozyma castellii is the source of this 219-nucleotide messenger RNA. It is a transcript of the gene VMA9, whose product is annotated as H(+)-transporting V0 sector ATPase subunit e. The record is from RefSeq and is a predicted model, not a curated record. The transcript has 3 exons. Bases 1 to 219 code for a protein of 72 amino acids. NCBI's taxonomy places the organism in Eukaryota, Fungi, Ascomycota, Saccharomycetes, Saccharomycetales, Saccharomycetaceae.